AUGGGGGGCAAAUCCGAAAACAAGGCCGGCUACUUCGAUAAGCUCAAGGGCUUACUCGAGGAGUACAAGUCCAUCUUCAUCGUCACCGUCGACAAUGUCAGCUCUCAACAAAUGCACGAGAUCCGUGGAUCUCUCCGUGGUGAGGGUGUUGUCUUGAUGGGAAAGAACACCAUGGUCCGCCGUGCCGUCAAGGGCUUCGUUGGCGACAACCCAGAAUACGAGCGUCUCCUUCCUUUCGUCAAGGGUAACGUCGGUUUCGUUUUCACCAACCAAGACCUCAAGACCAUCCGUGACAAGAUUCUCGACAACAAGGUCGCUGCUCCAGCCAGAGCUGGUGCCGUUGCCCCAGCUGAUGUCUACGUCCCAGCCGGUAACACCGGUAUGGAACCAGGAAAGACCUCUUUCUUCCAAGCUCUCGGUGUCCCAACCAAGAUUGCCCGUGGUACCAUUGAAAUUACCGCAGACUUGAAGCUCGUUGAGGCUGGUUCCAAGGUCGGAGCUUCCGAGGCUACCCUUCUCAACAUGUUGAACAUCUCUCCGUUCACAUACGGUAUGGGUAUCUCCCAAGUUUACGAUGCUGGUAACACUUUCCCACCAAGUGUUCUCGACAUCGAGGAGUCCCAACUUCUCAAGGCUUUCAGCAGUGCUAUCACCACCAUCGCUGCUAUCUCCUUGGCUGCCAACUUCCCAACCCUUCCAUCUGUUAUGCACUCUGUUGUCAACAGCUACAAGAAGGUUUUGGCCGUUGCCAUCUCAACCGACUACAGCUGGUCUGAGAUUGAUGAGUUGAAGGACCGAAUUGCCAACCCAGAGGCCUACGCCAGUGCCGGACCUGCCGCUACUGAGGCUGCCCCAGCUGCUGCUGCUGCUGAGGAGGCCAAGAAGGAGGAGUCUGAGGCUGAGGAGUCCGCUGAUGAGGGAUUCGGAGGAAUGUUCGACUAA
Molecule: messenger RNA, 942 nt
Organism: Botrytis deweyae
Lineage: Eukaryota; Fungi; Ascomycota; Leotiomycetes; Helotiales; Sclerotiniaceae
Exons: 2
Coding region: 1-942 (313 amino acids)
Biological process (GO): ribosome biogenesis; ribosomal large subunit assembly; cytoplasmic translation
Cellular component (GO): cytosolic large ribosomal subunit
Molecular function (GO): large ribosomal subunit rRNA binding; structural constituent of ribosome
Source: RefSeq, a predicted model, not a curated record